Messenger RNA from Letharia lupina, 438 nucleotides. RefSeq lists its product as uncharacterized. Lineage: Eukaryota; Fungi; Ascomycota; Lecanoromycetes; Lecanorales; Parmeliaceae. The record is from RefSeq and is a predicted model, not a curated record. Bases 1 to 438 code for a protein of 145 amino acids. The transcript is spliced from 2 exons.
AUGUCUCAGUCCAGUUCCAACGUCUUCGUCAAAGCCAAGCGUCCCCCCCUGAGCUUCAGAGAUUACCGGCGCAUCUGCAUGGUGAAAUGGACCCACGAGCUUGCCUCGAAAUUCGCUUGGGUCACACUCUGCGCCAAAGAUUAUGAAAAUGAACGUCUACCGUCAGAAUUAGAAGGCUGUGAGCUUGGCCAUCUAGUGAUGCAGGGCGAGUGGUUUAGGCAAAUCACUGACGACGGCAAGAAGAGCUUCCAGGAUGGCGACUUGUUCAAUGUGGCAUGGUCACUGCGUACAGACCAAAUCAUCUGGGCCGCACCUAGGGAUCCGGGCCCAAGUUCCGGGCAAAAUAACCAGGGGUUCUGGUGUGAAGAGUUUUACAAUACCUACAAGAUCGUUUCACUGACAGUCGAUCGCAAAGCGUACCUCAUCCAGGUCUCAUAA